Molecule: messenger RNA, 856 nt
Organism: Oryzias melastigma (Indian medaka)
Lineage: Eukaryota; Metazoa; Chordata; Actinopteri; Beloniformes; Adrianichthyidae
Product: low affinity immunoglobulin gamma Fc region receptor II-a-like
Exons: 7
Coding region: 21-758 (245 amino acids)
Biological process (GO): cell surface receptor signaling pathway
Molecular function (GO): transmembrane signaling receptor activity
Source: RefSeq, a predicted model, not a curated record
UCUGUCGGCAGCAGGACACCAUGAGAGUAACGGCUCUUUGUUUCCUCUCAUUUUUAAUUUGGGAUUCAGCUCAAGCUGCAGUCCUGGUUAGAAUUGAACCCAAUAGGCUGCAGUUCUUUAAAUAUGAGAGUUUUUCUGUGAGCUGUGAAGACCAGGAGGAGUCCCUGGAAGCAGCUCAACUGAGAGUGAUGAAAAUGACCCAGGAUGGAGAGCUUCACCCAUGUUCAUCGCCAUGCUCCAUCUGCGAUGCCUUCCCUGCCACAGACAGCGGAAAAUACUGGUGUGAAACCGAUGUGGGAACAAACAGCAGUGAAGUAAACAUCACUGUGACGGCUGGUUCUUUGAUCCUGGAGACACCGGUCCACCCUGUAACCAAAGGAGAAGAUGCAACUCUGACCUGCAGAUGCAAAGAUCUCAUUUCAGGUUGCAGCAACAACGUCGACUUCUACAAAGAUGGGAUCUUCAUCAGUACCAGUUCCCCGGGAACCAUGAACAUAACCAUCCAGAAUGUUUCCAGAUCUGAUCAAGGACUCUACAAGUGUUCUGUCUCUGGAGUGGGAGAAUCUCCAGGAAGCUGGGUGACUGUCAGAGCGCCCUCUGGGGGCCUCCUGGUGCCACGUCAGGAUUCAGACAUUAACCUUCUGUCUGGGUUUGGACUCAUUCGACAUCUGGUGGUAGCGACUCCAUAUGUCCUGUCCACCAUCUUACUUGGACUCAUAUUUAAGGACCAGAGGAAGAGGGAAAGAGGUGAGACUUGAGGUGUAGACCGGCCGGACGUGUGAAGACGUCAGAAUGCAGAAGAUCGCACAGCAAAGAGGCCUUUAGCUACAUGUAUGAAAAGAUGACCUGAUCAAGC